Messenger RNA from Miniopterus natalensis, 4875 nucleotides. The record is from RefSeq and is a predicted model, not a curated record. NCBI's taxonomy places the organism in Eukaryota, Metazoa, Chordata, Mammalia, Chiroptera, Miniopteridae.
AUAAUAUAUGAAGGUGAUUUAAAAAUACACACACAUUUGUUACCUUAUACCUCUAUAGGUAAGAAGUCUGACAUGUCUCCUGGGCUAAAAUCAAGGUGGCAGUAGGGCUGUGUUUCUUUCUGGAAGCUCUAGUGCAGAAUCUGUUUCCUUUUUAGCCUCUUGUGACCACCUGCAUUCUUUAGCUCCUGGACCUCUUUCUCCAUUCAGAUGAUAUUUUUACAUUUUUAAAGUAAAAAUGUAUGAGCAUAAUACUUAAAACUUAAGCUUUGGUUUAAGUUUAAUGUAUGUGGAACAGUCAUAAGGAUACUAUACAUGAUUUAUAUCCUUGUUAUUAAAUAUUUUAAUAUUCAGACCUGAUGGCCAAAAGAAAGGAAGAGAAUUUCUGCUCUCCUGAAAAUGCCAAAAGACCAAGACUAGAAGAGAUGGAGGAUUUUGAUAGAGAUGGUGAUGAUGAACGUACAGUUUCUUUCACUAAUGGUACCUCUACUUUGACUGCAGCAGAAGUUGGAAUAAUUGAGAGUAUUCAGCUAAAAAACUUCAUGUGCCAUUCAAUGCUUGGACCCUUUAAAUUUGGCUCCAAUGUUAACUUCGUCGUUGGCAACAAUGGAAGUGGGAAGAGCGCAGUACUCACAGCUCUCAUAGUCGGUCUUGGUGGAAAAGCAAUCGCAACUAACAGAGGAUCUUCUUUAAAAGGUUUUGUGAAAGAUGGACAGAACUCAGCAGAUAUCUCAAUAACAUUAAGGAACAGAGGAGAUGAUGCCUACAGAGCAAAUGUGUAUGGAAACUCUAUAGUGGUGCAACAGCACAUCAGCAUGGAUGGAAGUCGAUCUUAUAAACUAAAAAGUGAAUCAGGCACCGUGGUUUCUACUAGGAAAGAAGAGCUGAUUGCAAUUCUUGAUCAUUUUAACAUACAGGUGGAUAAUCCGGUUUCUGUUUUAACACAAGAGAUGAGCAAGCAGUUUUUACAGUCUAAAAAUGAGGGAGACAAAUACAAAUUUUUCAUGAAAGCAACCCAACUCGAACAGAUGAAGGAAGAUUAUUCGUAUAUUAUGGAAACAAAAGAAAGAACAAAGGAGCAGAUAAAUCAAGGAGAAGAGCGACUUGUUGAACUGAAGCGCCAGUGUUUAGAGAAAGAAGAACGUUUUCAAAUUAUUGCUGGUUUAAGCACAAUGAAGACAAAUUUAGAAUACUUGAAACAUGAAAUGGCUUGGGCAGUGGUCAAUGAAAUUGAAAAACAAUUGAAUGCUAUCAGAGAUAAUAUCAAAAUUGGAGAAGAUCGUGCUGCUAGACUUGAAAGGAAAAUGGAAGAACAGCAGGCCAGACUUAAUGAAGCAGAAAAUAAAUACAAGGAUAUUCAAGAUAAACUGGAAAAGAUCAGUGAAGAGACAAAUGCACGAGCACCAGAGUGUAUGGCAUUGAAAGCAGAUGUUACUGCUAAGAAAAGAGCCUAUAAUGAAGCUGAGGUUUUAUAUAACCGUUCCCUGAAUGAGUACAGAGCAUUGAAGAAAGAUGAUGAGCAGCUUUGCAAAAGAAUUGAAGAGCUCAAAAAAAGUGCCGAUCAGUCUUUGGAACCUGAGCGGUUGGAAAGGCAAAGAAAAAUAUCUUGGUUAAAAGACAGAGUAAAGGCCUUACAGGAUCAAGAGAGUUCCGUCGGUCAAGAGGCUGAGCAGUUUCAGCAAGCCGUAGACAAGGACAGGGAGGAACAUACUAGGGUUCGGAGAGAAGAAUUAGAUGUGAAGCACACACUGAACUAUAACCAGAGGCAACUGAAAGAACUGAAAGACAGUAAAACUGAUCGACUGAAACGAUUUGGCCCUCAUGUUCCAGCUCUUCUUGAAGCGAUAGAAGAUGCUUAUAGACGUGGGCAGUUUACCUAUAAACCUGUAGGCCCCUUAGGAGCUUGCAUUCAUCUUCGAGACCCUGAACUUGCUUUGGCUAUUGAAUCUUGCUUAAAAGGACUUUUGCAAGCCUAUUGUUGCCAUAAUCAUUCUGAUGAAAGAGUACUUCAGGCACUGAUGAGAAAGUUUUAUUUACCAGGGACCUCACGGCCACAGAUAAUAGUUUCUGAGUUUCGGAAUGACUUGUAUGAUGUACGACACAGAGCUGCGUAUCAUCCCGAGUUCCCGACGGUACUGACAGCUCUGGAAAUAAAUAACGCAGUUGUUGCAAACAGCCUGAUUGACAUGAGAGGGAUAGAGACCAUCCUGCUAAUCAAAAAUAAUUCUGUGGCUCGUGCAGUAAUGCAGUCCCAAAAACCACCCAAGAAUUGUAGAGAAGCUUUUACUGCUGAUGGUGAUCAGGUUUUUGCAGGACGCUAUUAUUCAUCUGAAUAUACAAGACCUAAAUUCCUAAGCAGGGAUGUGGAUUCUGAAAUAAGUGAAUUGGAGAAUGAUGUUGAAAAUAAGAAGGCCCAGAUAGUAAAUCUUCAGCAACAUUUGUCUGCCCUUGAAAAGGAUAUUAAACGCAAUGAAGAAUUUCUUAGACGGUACCAACUACGUUAUAAAGAGUUAAAGAUGAAAAUAAGAAAAAAUAUUUCUGAAAUUCAGGAACUUGAGAAUAUAGAAGAACACCAGUCUGUAGAUAUUGCAACCUUGGAAGAUGAAGCUCAAGAAAAUAAAAUCAAAAUGAAAAUGGUGGAGAAAAGUAUGGAACAGCAAAAAGAAAAUAUGGAAUAUCUUAAAAGUGUGAAAAUAGAAGCAGAAAAUAAGUAUGAUGCGAUUAAACUGAAAGUUAAUCAGCUGUCAGAGCUAGCAGAUCCAUUGAAGGAUGAAUUAAACCUUGCUGAUUCUGAAGUGGAUAACCAAAAACGAGGGAAGCGGCAUUAUGAAGAAAAACAAAGAGAACACUUGAAUACUUUAAAUAAAAAGAAGAGAGAGCUGGAUAUGAAAGAAAAAGAGCUAGAGGAGAAAAUGUCACAAGCAAGACAAAUCUGCCCAGAACGGAUAGAAGUAAAAAAGUCUGCAUCAAUUCUAGACAAAGAAAUUAAUAGAUUAAGACAAAAGAUCCAGGCCGAACAUGCUAGUCAUGGAGAUCGAGAGGAAAUAAUGAGGCAGUACCAAGAAGCAAGAGAAACCUACCUUGAUCUGGAUACUAAAGUAAAGACUUUAAAAAGGUUUAUUAAAUUACUGGAAGAAAUAAUGACCUAUAGAUACAAAACAUACCAACAAUUUAGAAGGUGUUUGACUUUACGAUGCAAAUUGUACUUUGACAACUUAUUAUCCCAGCGGGCCUAUUGCGGAAAAAUGAAUUUUGACCAUAAGAACGAAACCCUUACUAUAUCAGUGCAGCCGGGAGAGGGAAACAGAGCAACUUUCAACGACAUGAGAGCCUUAUCUGGAGGCGAGCGCUCCUUCUCCACCGUGUGCUUCAUUCUCUCCCUCUGGUCCAUUGCCGAGUCUCCUUUCAGAUGCCUGGACGAGUUCGAUGUCUACAUGGACAUGGUUAACCGGAGGAUCGCGAUGGACAUGAUACUCAAGAUGGCCGAUUCCCAGCGUUUCAGACAGUUUAUCUUGCUCACCCCUCAAAGCAUGAGCUCACUUCCAUCAACCGAAAUGAUUAGAAUUCUUCGAUUGUCUGAUCCUGAAAGGGGGCAGAUGCUCCUGCCUUUCCGGCCUGUGGCUCAGGAGGAAGAAGAAAAUCGAACUUGAUCGGUCCUCAUGUUGAAGGCUUUGUAAAGGGAAAGAAUUCAGGAGUAUUUGAUGUAAUAAAAUGAAACUAAAGAUAUUCUGGAAUAAAAGAGAUGCCUUUGUAUAGAUGACCACAGUAAAAUAUGUAAAUAACCUAGAAAACCAGCCACAACCAGCAAUUUAAAGUUACUCUUAACUUUACUUUGAGAAAAUCAGUUUCAUAGUACUGGUUUUAAAUCUUUUUAAGUUUUUUUGUUGUUGUUUCUUUUUGUUUUAUUUUUAACCAUCUACUUUUAUAGAUUCUUUUUCAGAAGUAAAAUUUUGUACAUAUGUACAUGUACAUAUCUGUUUUGUUUGGGUUAAUUUCUAUAGAAUUUGUAAGAAUGAAAAUAAAAGUUUUGAUCCCCUGAUUACAUUUAGUUCUGCUUUUCCAGAAUAUUACAUUCUCCCCGAGGGGGUUGAGGUGCACAGGUGUCUGCAGACAGGGACGAGUGUACAGUGGAUUUCCUGCCUGCUUUCUGCUUAGCAAUUAUGAGGGACUUAAACAGGACUCUAAAAACUUGGGUCAGAAUCCCUGCACAGGUCAUUUUUAGCACUAGAGGUACAACUGUAGAUUUGGGCUGUAGUUUUAAUUCCUGUGCUGCACCAGAUUUAAGAUGUCUGUUUAUGAGACACUUCUGUGGAGCACUGAAGCAUCACCAACUCUGGCAGUGUUGGUCCCUCAGUCCUUAACUGUCAUCCACUCACCUGGGCGUCUAACCCACAUCAACUGGAUUAUGACACAGUUCUGUACCCUGACCUGCCACUUGCUUGCCUGAUUUAAAAUCCCUCAUUUUUCAGUCCAGGGGCGUGCAAGGCCUGGCUCAGCUGAGAGGGCACACAGGCCAGAGAGACUUCAGACCAGGCUGAGGAGAAGGGCUGGGAAAUUGGGGAGGAAGGGGACCCCACCCCAGAGAAGGAGCAGCCAGGAGCAAAGGCCACCCUGCUGAUGGUGAGCUGGCAUCACUUAUAAGACUCACCUGAUCAGAGCUGUUCAAAAAUGUGCUUCUUAGAAUAAUGAAAUACAGCCUUUUGUGAGAAAUGGUAUUUAGGAACUUUUUUUUAAAAAAAGAAAGCAUGAAUAGGACUCCUACCUUUAUUCUCUAUGUUUGAUCCUAGGAUUAGUGCUCACCUUUUUAAAAAGACAUGUGUGUCCGGCAAGAAGCAUUUCCUGUAUUGCUAGCCAUAAAUACUUAUGGAAUUGAAAAGG